Molecule: messenger RNA, 3780 nt
Organism: Penicillium waksmanii
Lineage: Eukaryota; Fungi; Ascomycota; Eurotiomycetes; Eurotiales; Aspergillaceae
Product: RNA dependent RNA polymerase
Exons: 4
Coding region: 1-3780 (1259 amino acids)
Biological process (GO): siRNA processing
Cellular component (GO): nuclear RNA-directed RNA polymerase complex
Molecular function (GO): RNA-directed RNA polymerase activity
Source: RefSeq, a predicted model, not a curated record
AUGGCAAACCAGACAGAACUCGUCCAGGGGGUUCCUAUGAUGUCCUUUCCGCUAGAUAUUCCGACAUGGCGAAGCUGGGAAUCGUUGGCUAUCAACGUGUUCAACAUCCCCGAAGGCACAAACACAUUUGUCCUCUGGGAUUCCUUCAAAAAUGAAGGCAAUAUUACCAGUGUCGACAUCUUUGAUCAGAGGACGGGCGAUCGUCACAGCAAGGGCCGCAUCCGCUUCAGACCCCCUCCCUCAUCCGAAUUUUGGGCCAUGGGAACAUACAUUAUCAAGCUCCGGAACAGGUCAGAGGUAACGGUUCGUGUCGAACUGAAGACCGGGGACCAAGAGGGUCUCAUGGACAGUCCUGUGCGCCCUGGAGUGAGAUAUCCUUCGUUUAUGGAUUUUUCUGUCAUGAAACUCGACGUAUGCGUUUUGAAUGGAGAAAAUUCCUUUCACAUCAUGCACGCUUUCAAAGGCUCUCUAAGAGGAUCCCUCGACAUCCGCCGACGAGAAUUGUCUAUCAAUUUCACUACCAACAUUUGUGAUAUCAGAAACCUUCGCAACCCUUCUCUUCAUUCAGAAGAAAAUGAAAGUCUCUUCCGUUUGAGAGUGAAAUUUAUCCAGCUAGACAAGCUCUGGGAAUUCCAUGAUCCCCAGUCCAAGAAUAUCUCUCUCCUCGCUGUUUUAGAGCACCCAGCACUCUAUUUCCGUCGGCUAAAGAAUCUGGAGCCUACCUUUCAAUCCGACACAAAUUGGAAGGAAAUUGAUGCGUGGCCCCGGCAGACUGCUCUGGUACACAAUCCCGAAGCACUGGUUAACCAGACACUCAUUACCAAUCUUUACCGCUCUGGUCAAAUUGUCGAUAUCGGUCGGUGGAAUGUCUUCCGGAUUACCUUGUCCCCCGAGGCAGUUGGGAAUGGCGUUUUCACACUCUUACACGAUAUUCUAGGCGAUCAUAACGUUCCAGUACAGAAUUAUUGCCCCUUCAAAGAAAGUUUUCGGAGACCGAAGCUUGUCUGGGACUGGAUCAACCACUCACCCGCCCAGAACCCCUCAUCACCACACUCUACACUCGGCGACCUAGCAGAUCGGGGAUACGUUCCUUUGGACUUUCCUGUCCGUUAUCAGCUAGAAGUUUGCAUCUCAAAUGGAUGGCUUUCGGAAUUUUGCAUGACUCGAGAAUUUGUCCUCAAAUUACGGGAUCUCGGAGAAAAGAACGCCAGAAGGCUGUUGGAGCAUGUCGGCACGGAAAAAACCACUUACCCGGAUCCCAUGAAGAUUUUUGAUAUCAAGGUCUACAAGGGAGUCAGUGAUGCAAAAAUCCCUUCCUACUGUUCCUUCAUGCGAAGUGCCCAAGUCACUCCAACUACGAUCUACUACUACACUCCCACGGUUGACACGUCGAAUCGGAUCAUUCGCCGCUACAUCGAACACGUAGAUCACUUUCUCCGUGUUCGAUUCACUGACGAGAAGAGCGUAGGUAGGAUAUUUUCUACCGUGGGGGAUUCCCAGGAUGAGAUUUACACUCGAGUCAAGAGAACCAUGGCGAACGGAAUCACGGUAGGUGAUCGUCAUUAUGAAUUUCUCGCAUUCAGCAACUCUCAGUUCCGUGACCACGGCGCGUACUUCUUCGCACCCACUCUCCAUCUGACUGCAGCCCAUAUUCGGGCUUGGAUGGGUAAGCUCAGUCAUAUCAGGAAUAUAGCAAAGUAUGCUGCAAGGUUGGGUCAGAGCUUCUCUACCACUCGUGCAUUCGGGGGCUGCAAAGCCGAUAUUCGACAAAUCGAAGACAUUACCCGGAAUGGCCGCGUAUUCUCCGACGGCGUAGGCAAGAUAUCCAAGUUCUUGGUCUCUAUGGUUGCCGAGGAGCUGAAUCUCAAGACCCCAGAUGGUGAACUGCCCUCUGCCUUUCAAUUCCGACUUGGUGGGUGUAAAGGCCUGCUUGUGGUUUCUUCAGAUCCUGGUCACUCUGAGGUUCAUAUUCGACCGAGCCAACUGAAAUUCGAAAGCCCUCAUGUCAGGUUGGAAAUCAUCCGCUCUUCACGCCCUUCGGUCGCAACCUUAAAUCGACAACUGAUUCUUGUGCUCACCUCCCGAGGGAUUUCUGACAGAGCGUUCCACAAAAAGCUCAAACAGCAUCUUGAAAUAUUUGAAGAGGCCAUGGUGAAGGAUGAAAAAGCCACUGGUAUGCUUCGGAAAUACAUUGAUCCCGAACAAAUGACACUCUGUCUCGCCCAGAUGAUAGACUGCGGCUUCAGGCGAACAGAAGAGCCAUUUGUCUAUUCGAUGCUGGCUCUAUGGAAGACCUGGCAUCUCAAACAUCUCAAAGAGAAAGCCAAAAUUGUGAUUGAAAAAGGCACGUGUGUGUUUGGCUGUAUUGAUGAGACUGGUAUCCUCAAUGGUUAUUUUCGUGGCAGGCCAUUAGACAAAGAAGCUUCACUGCCACAGAUUUUUAUCCAGGUCUCUCAGCCUGAAAAAAGAGGUUGGUCUCGGAAGGUCAUCACGGGGCUCUGCAUCGUCGCCCGAAAUCCUUCACUUCACCCAGGGGAUAUUCGAGUUGUUUUCGCGGUAGAUGUGCCAGCGCUGAGGCAUCUGCGAGAUGUUGUCGUAUUUCCGCAGACUGGUGAUCUAGAUGUUCCCGGCAUGUGUUCCGGCGGGGACUUGGACGGGGAUGACUAUGUCGUUAUCUGGGACCAGGACUUGAUUCCAUCUAAGCGAAACUGGUUCGAACCUCCAAUGCAACAAAAUCCGAAGAAAGCCCCAGAUCUUGAUCGUGACGUGACAGUGGAUGAAGUGACCUCAUUCUUUGUCACGUACAUGAAAAACAACAUCUUACCAUCGGUCGCGAGAGCUCAUUUAGCAUGGGCUGAUAUUCUUCCCGAUGGCAUUCGUGAUGAUAAAUGCGUUCGUCUGGCUCGACUUCACUCCGAUGCAGUCGAUUAUAACAAAACCGGAGGUGCUGCAGUGAUGACCCGUGAUCUUGUUCCCUCAAGGUGGCCACACUUCAUGGAUAGGAGGAGUGCGAUUUCAAAGAAAGAUUACCACUCCACGAAAAUUCUGGGCCAGCUCUACGAUGCCGUCGAGAAUGUCAACUUCGUUCCUCAUCUCACCAUGUCAUUUGACUCUCGGAUUCUAGAUUGCAAGCCCGAACUAAAAGAGCUAAGCGAAGGUCUUCUAGACUAUGCGAGAAGUUUGAAAGAAGACUAUGACGCGGCAGUGCGCCGGGUAAUGGCUCAAUACGAAAUCCCAACUGAAUUUGAAGUGUGGUCUUCCUGGAUCCUUAGCCACAACGGCUCGGCUAACAACUACAAUAUCUCCGAGAAGGUCGGCGGGCUCGCAGAACAUCUUCGAAGUGGUUUCCGCCAGCACUGUUACGAAAAAAUGGGUGGUCGUUUUCUUGAGGUGCUUGCGCCAUUGGUAGUGGCGAUGUACCGUGUCACUCAUGAAGACCUCCUGACUACUCAAGGAAUCACCAAGUACGAUGAUGAGUCCGAUUACGAGGAAUCAGAUCACAUGGAAUCCAGCGCGGCGAAGACUUCUCUCAUCAGCUUUCCUUGGAUGUUCUCCGAGUAUCUGGGCAAAAUUGCCCAGGGACAUUAUGAUCUUGACGCCAUCACGAAGCUCGCAGCCACUAAAGGAGACCGUCCUAAGGGAAAGGUGUACACGCAAGCAGAGGUUAUGCGGCUUACAGCCGAUUUUUCCAUUGAGGGGGGGGUCAGGAAGGCCGAAGGUCGAAAUCCCCGAGAGCGAAAUCCUCCAGAGCGAAAACGAUAUUGUCGAGGAAAUAUUUGA